AUCAUAUAACAUAUCGUUUGGGAGAUUCGCGUGUGGUGUAGCUCGAAAUGGAUCGUUCCCUGUUGCAAAUAGCUGCCUUUGUUUCCAGUAUUCAGUUGAAGAGUACUAGAUGCAGUAUUCAUAGCAAACGUUGGAGACCACAUAGUCUAUCUGUAUACACUCGUAAGUUGUAUGUUGGACGAUAUGUUCAACAAGGAGUGAGAAUUGUUGCCCAACAAACUAUGGGAGACUCUUCAAAGAGUAGUGCAACUCUUCCUGGAGACCAGAAGGAACCUAUUUUGGUCGAUUCUAAUAUUUUAGAAUUUUGUACAGUGGAUCCUAAUACCGGGGAGAAAAAGGAGAUGACUUUAGGUGAAAAGGAACUACUGUUUAUGGACGCCAUUUCUUCUUAUUAUCGAGGUGAACCUAUCUUGUCCAAUAAUGACUUUGACAUAUUACAAGAAGAACUUGCCUGGCAAGGUUCCAAGAUGGUUAUGUUAAGCAGGGAUGAGUUGCGUUUUCUUGAAGCAUAUCGAGCUUAUUCUAAUGGAACGCCUAUUAUGUCUGACCAGGAAUUCGAUGAGUUAAAGGCGAAACUAAGGAAAUCAGGAUCCUCUAUUGCACUCCAGAAGGGUCCAAGAUGCAGUAUAGUGACGGAAACCUGCUAUUGUAACUGCGUUCCGGAUAGAACAAGAAUGUUGUUCUUGUACUUCCCAGCUGCUGGGAUUGCCGCACUCAUAUACGCUACUGUGACUUUCGAGUUUACUCCAUUGCGACACAUUACUCCUGUAUUGAACCUGUUAAUUGGAACUCCAGUCAUAGCCGCAGCUGCCAAAAUUGCAACAGAGUUAUUCUUUCCAAGUCCCCUCAUUUUAGUUGGUGAAUGUCCUUCCUGUACUGCUCCCGUACGUGCCUAUUUUGGUGAUGCCUUUGGUAUAAAAGGAAAUAAGAGGGAGGCAUUCACGCAAUGUGAACGUUGUCGUGCCAACUUGAAAUUUUCUGAAGAAAAGUCCCAGGUUGAACUUGUGAAUGAUACCAAAAUGAAUGCUAAAGUAAAAGGAGCCAGUGAGAAAAAGGAAGAGAACACUACAACAGAUGUCAACGAAUAGUUGCAAGAAAUGAAGAAGCCAAUGAUUCUUCUAUUCUUGUUUCUGGAAUAAAGUUUCAAUCAUGUCUGAUGAUGUUUUUAUAAGCAAAAAUGUAAAAAGGAUAUAAGACGAACUUAUUUGUAUUUUC
Molecule: messenger RNA, 1215 nt
Organism: Galdieria sulphuraria
Lineage: Eukaryota; Rhodophyta; Bangiophyceae; Galdieriales; Galdieriaceae
Exons: 2
Coding region: 48-1088 (346 amino acids)
Biological process (GO): photosynthetic electron transport in photosystem I
Cellular component (GO): chloroplast thylakoid membrane
Molecular function (GO): oxidoreductase activity, acting on iron-sulfur proteins as donors
Source: RefSeq, a predicted model, not a curated record